CAUGGCCAUAACGUCACUAUUUAACUGCACGGGACAGCUGAGUGAACAGUUUGUAAGAUUAACCAAGAAAUUAAAGGUGUGACAGAAUGGCAGACAACGAUCUGUUAGGAGAUUUCCAGUCAGAAAAUAACUACCACCAAGAGGAUUUCGAGAAAGUGGAGAAAAUACCAGAGCAAGAUGAAGAAAUUUCAUCGAGUUAUGUCGGUGAGGAGGCAGAGGCCGAUCGUUAUGAUCCCGGGCCCGUCAAUACUGAUCCAGUUGAUAAUUUUAGUGAUUUAGUUAACCUUGGUUCUACUGGUCAGUCUGCAUUUGCUACCGCCAAUGACCCCUUUUCUUAUCAGCCCCAAGAACCUACAGCACCCCCUAAAGAAGUAGAUCAACUUAUGUCUGCAUUUGAAAACGAGAACACUGAAAGUGAAACGAAAAAAGAACCCCAACAAGAAGUGCCCAAGCUUCCCAAGACAGAAUCAGUAAAGCAAAGCACAAGUCCACCUGCAGAAACUGCAUCAUGGUUAAAAAAUGUAGAUCCAAGAGACGAUGAAGAAGACACUUAUUUUGCCUCCGACCAUAAAGUCACAACUAUUGAAGAAGAACCAGAGCAUAAAGUUUUAUUGGAACUAAUCUAUUGGAGAGAUUUAAAGAAGACCGGGAUAGUGUUUGGAUCCAUGUUAUUUAUUUUGCUGUCUCUGGCUAUAUUCUCAGUACUCAGUGUGUUAGCUUACCUGUCACUAGCUGUCCUGUCAGUCACAUUAAGUUUUAGGAUUUAUAAGAAUGUAUUGGCGGCGGUGCAGAAAUCAGGAGAUGCUCAUCCAUUCAAAGCCAUGUUGGAUCUGAAUAUUGAUUUACCUGAGGAUAAAGCACAAAUGGCUCUGAAGAACAUCUGUAAACAUAUUAACUGUACUGUUAGAGAGCUCAGACGAUUGUUCCUUAUUGAGGAUCUCGUAGAUUCUAUGAAGUUUGCUCUGCUGUUAUGGGUGUUGACAUACAUUGGAUCUUGGUUUAAUGGAAUGACUCUCAUCAUUAUGGGUUUGGUAGCUAUAUUUACUUUACCUAAAGUCUAUGAAACAUACAAGGUACAAAUAGAUAAUUAUGUGUCAAUGGCUUGUGACCAAGUCUGUAAAGUUAAAGCUCAAGUCGUAGCUAAGUUACCUUUCCUGAAAAAGAAAGAAAAAGCACAGUAAAGCCAUGAAGAAUAAUUAGUAGACAAGAAAUACACCAUAUAUAUAAAAAAGAUGACUGUGUCCUCUGAUUGUGUAUAAACUGAGAGCCAGAAAGUGACAUAUUUAUUUUACAUCACGCUUUGUACCAGUAUUAGUCAUUGUAUCUUAAAUGAUUGAAAUGUUUUUUCGGACUGCAGGACACAUUAAUAUUCCAUCUUGAAAGAAUUUUUUGCUAUCAGCUGACGUAAAUAUGCAAAAAAAAUAUGUUUGAAUUUAAAAAAAAAAAAUUAAAAACAAUUUUGAGAGGAGUAUUGUAGAAUUUUAAAAAUUUCAUAGUACAUUUUUUUGUAAGCUUCAUUAUAAAGUAAAAUGUUUUGUGUGUUGUACUUAUUUAUUCAUUGUCCUAAAUGUUGAUCAUAAUUCUUAAAAGUUACCUUGUAAAAUAUUUUUUCUUUCCUGUCUUGUGAUUUUUUUCUGUAAAAAAGUUUUUAGUCUAUAUGUUUCCAUUCAAUCAGAAAUAUAUGUAAAACACCACAACCUCAAAAAAUAAUUCUUCACAUCCACAUAUUUGGUUGUAAAUAUUCGGCAUGAUGUCAAAAAUUAGGAACAGAAAAAUUUGUUUUCUUUAAAAAUGUUGAAGAUUUCAACUGUCAAUUUGAAUAAAUCAUCAUGGAAAUUCUAUAAGUUCAAUAAAUUAAAAAUAUAUACAACAGGUUAUAAAUCAAAAGUGCUAUUCACCAAAAACACAAAAACAAUACCACCAGAAACAGGUUAUAAUAGAAAUACUUCUUUCGUUACAUAUUUUUUAUUGAACAAAAAACUAUUAAUUUGAAAAUUAAACAAAUUUAAUUAAAAAAAAGAAGGAAAAGUCAAUUCCAUUUACCAAAAUAAUCAUAUGCCAUGCUACCAAAUUGGGCGUUUUCAAUUAACAAGUUUUAACAGUACUGUCUUGCUGUAUUAUAUCUCUUAUGACACAUUUGCAAAGGUACAUGUAGUAAAAUACCAUAAAAGAAUGUAUUUGAUACAAACAAACACAUGAAAAAUCUGAAGGGAUUUAAUAACAAGACGUUCUGUUAUUUAUUUGUUAAUAUAUAGCCAUUUGAACAUAAAAAACCAUAUCACAGCAUAAUUAUUUAAGGUAGACCUGUUCAUAUGAAAUUUUUUUAAUAAUUUAAUUUAGGCUUUCAAAUGCUUGAAAUACUUCAUAGCUUUUAGCAAGUGGUGUAGAAUUUUGUGGGUAUACAAUAAACGUUAUAUAAGCUAGGUAUGUGAAAAUAAAUUUGGCAAGUUUACACUUUGGAAGAGUGAAAAUUUAAAAAGAUGGCUAUUUGAAAUAUCGCUAGAUUUUUAAAGUAUAUCAUAAAGUGCUGUAGAAUAGAUAUGGAAUGGAAAACCUUGCCUUUAUAUAAUUACUAAGUAAUAUAUGAAAGAAGACCUCACAUUCAUAGCAAGAUAGUCGUCACUGUCUCAUAAAAUUAUGGUAACAAUGCUGUAGAAUAGUAAAAUAUGAAAUACACUGUAUAUAUACAUUUCAGUCUUUCUCCUUGAUGUUUUGUAAUACUCUGUUUUUAUUGCCUUGUUAUGUAUAUAUAGAUGUGUGCACGUCAUCCUGUUAAACCAAUUUGUUCAAGUUUUUAGGUUGAGACGGUCGAUAUUUGUACUUUGGAGUUGAAGGCUGUGAUCUGAAAAUUAUAACCUUUGUUAAGUGCCAUUGGAACAAAUGAAGAAAGUUACAUACUUGUAAUUUGGAAAAGAUGAGACUAUCUUAAGGCAAUUCAAUAAUUUGGAUUAUAUGGUUUUGUAUACUAUUGGUAGAUAUAUUUGUAGAACAAUACACAUAUUCAAAUUUAGUCUGAAUAAAAUCAAACCUCUCAGUUCUCCAGGGUUUCUGAUAUGUCACAUAAAUAAAAUUAAAGCAAGUGAGAGGUUUGAAUUUAUUUAGACUGAAUUUAGAUGGGAAAUUAUAAAUUUAACUGGUCAAUUUAAGCAAGCUACCGGUAGUGCUUUUUGCAUGAUUUAAAACAAUUUUUAGAUGAGCGAUAUAUCAUUGAAGUAGAAGAGGAGAUGGAAAUUUAACAGAACAUUCACAUUAAAAUCCAUGUACGCUUCAUGAAUGCAGAUAUCUGACUGGGCUAUCAUCAACUGGAGUGGUGGAAGUUAUUGAUCUCUUUUGUUUUAUACCAUCAUUGAUUCUUUUAUUAUAUUCUCUAGUGUUUUCUUGUUCUAAUGUUGACAUUCAUUGAAAACAGUUAAGAAGUGACUGAAAUAAAAACAUUUGAAUAAGUUGAACAACAUCUAGUAUUUUAUCAGGGUUUGUGUUUGUUUCGCUCAGUUUGCCGUGAUCAUUUUGGACUUGGUUUCAUUAAAUUGUUCCAUCAAUAUUAAAUCUCGAUUUUUUUUGGCAAGAACAAAGUAGAAAAUAUUUAGGAUUUAUCAUUAUUUGUUGAGUGCUAACUUUCUUAGUAUUGUUGAACCACAAAGUUAGGUGCUCUUUAAUAUACUUUAUAACGUUUUGUUUAUUUCCCGCCCACAUUCACAGUACUUAAACCUGUAUAACUCUAGUAUACAGAAAGCAUGUACUUGGAUUAUUCUGACGUUUUGUUAAAAAUUUUAUUCUGAUUUUUCUGCCAUGACUAGAAAUUUUAUUUAUAUAAUGUCUUCCCAACAUAAUUUAGUUGAUUUAGCGGGAUGUCUAUGAACAUAAAGUAUACUAUACAGUUAGGUGUAUCUAAUAUAUUUAUAUAUAAAGUGUAAAGCUUUGUACUGUUUUGUAGUUUUCAAUGUAAAAGUGUAAAAUUUUUAAAAGAUUUAUUUAUUCAACAUAUUCUGAUUCUGUUAUAAACAGUGUACACACUUAAUAAAAAGAUGGAAAUAUUUAGAAAUUCAAUCAUUCUGCAAGUAGAUAUUUUUUUCUUUUUCUUAUCAUCUGACACUCCUGCUUCCUCCACCAAUAAAAACUGAAUGCAACAAUAUGCCAAUAGUUCUGUAAGUGGCGUUAAACACCAAUGAUUGAUUAAUCAUUUUUUUCUGCAUAAUGAUUGGUAGUUGUUUUAUUGACAAUCUUCCUGUGUUUUCCAUUUAUCAGUGAUCAACUGAAACUUUUUGAAACAUUUUUUAUCUAGAACCUAAAAAGUUAUGUAUUUGAAAAUUUCAUUCAUCCCAGAGGUACAGGAAAACACUGAUAAAAAGCUGACCAAACUAAACACAUUUAGUGUUUGAGGACAUAUGUAUGAUUGAAGAAAUACUAGUUAUACCAGAACAAAAACAUCAAAUGUUUAUAUUUUCUUGAAGUCUGUAUAUUCUCUCAAUACUGUGACAUUUUGUUAUCAUAAUGUUCUUUUAUUUAAUAUGCAACUCAUUAUUUUAGAGAGAACAUCUUUUUUUCUAUCAUUUAUGUACAUGCAUUUACUUUAAUUCCUGGAGACCUUGUGAUUAAUUGCUUUAUGUGCAAAGCCUUGAAUAAAAUAAACUGAAUGUUGAAAGUA
This is a messenger RNA of Mytilus trossulus (common blue mussel), 4645 nucleotides long. RefSeq names its product reticulon-1-A-like. The coding region runs from base 87 to 1181 and encodes 364 amino acids. Lineage: Eukaryota; Metazoa; Mollusca; Bivalvia; Mytilida; Mytilidae. Gene Ontology annotation, cellular component: endoplasmic reticulum membrane; axon. The record is from RefSeq and is a predicted model, not a curated record. The transcript is spliced from 10 exons.